Sitodiplosis mosellana (orange wheat blossom midge) is the source of this 1770-nucleotide messenger RNA. Its product is annotated as thioredoxin-T-like. NCBI's taxonomy places the organism in Eukaryota, Metazoa, Arthropoda, Insecta, Diptera, Cecidomyiidae. The coding region runs from base 103 to 588 and encodes 161 amino acids. The transcript has 3 exons. The record is from RefSeq and is a predicted model, not a curated record.
GAAAUUACAGAGGAGGCUGAAUUCGAUGAACAACUACGGGAUGCCGGUGACAAAUUGGUCGUUGUAAACUUCUAUGCCACUUGGUGUCAUUUUAGCAGAAAGAUGUUUCCAGUUUUAGAACAAACAGCUCAAUUAUAUAAUGCAUCAGAGCUAGUCGUGCUUAAGGUUGAUGUUGACAAAUUCCGAAAAUUAAGUAAACGUUACGAUGUCCCAUCCGUGCCGACAUUUAUUCUCUUCAGGAAAACUGAAACGAUUGACACUAUUGUUGGGGCUAAAACAGAAGAGCUUAACGAAUCCAUUCGUUGGAAUAUUAAUCAUGUUGAUGACAGCGAGGUGGAUGAUGAUGAUGAAGACGUCGAUUCGAACACUGAAAAUUCCAACGAUUCACAGAACUCAUCGGAAGAUGAUAGCAAGGUGGAUGGCGUACGCUUGGAAUCGAGCACGAUCCAUAGCGAUAUGGAUGAUGGAGACGUCGAUUCGAGCAAUCAAAACUCCAACAAUUCACAGAGUUCACAUUAUUCAAAGAACUCAACACUCUUAAAUGUCACGAUUUUCCUAGUGAUUCUUAGUAUGAUUGUUGCUGAUUAAACAAUCGAAAUCACAAAAUUAUCUACAAUGUCUGGGAAUACAAUCGACGGGCAUAAGUAGCUGAUUAAAAAAUUUUCUAAUGUUUGAAAAUUAUCGCCUUCAAAAGAUCAAAUAAAAUCUAGUGGAAUAAACUAAUUUUAGUAUGAAAAUUGCAUUUUAUGAAUAUUUUGUAGAAAUCGCUGAAUUGUUUUAUAUUAAAAAAAAGAGUAAAAGGGAGGAGACACCAUUUAAGGAGACACCGACAAGCCAAUACUUAAUUUUACAUACACGACACGUACAAAGCAAGAGAGCAGCUUAUGAGUUCUUUUUCUAUAACUGAUACGGAAAAAACUUUAAGCAAAAGAGAAACAAAUGAAGUUGCGAGCAAAAGUGAUAUAACUGAGCAUUGAGCGGAGAAGGAAUGCAUUACUUUAGAACAUCACAAGAACUACAAAUAUGCUGAAAUCAUCUUGUCGCCAUCUCGUUCCAAAUUGGGAGAAAAAUGCAAAAACAUCUUUUCCGCUCAAUGCUGAGUUGUGUCACUUUUGCUCAAUAAAAUGCAUUGAUGUGAUGAUUAUACCCGUGUGAAAAUAUUUCGACUGGGCAACCAAUCGAUCAUUUUGGGACAUAGUCGACUGGUUACAAGUGAUUAUUCAGCACAAAAACAAUGAUCACAGUUAACUGCGAUCAAAAGUUGACUGCAGUCAAAUAGGUCCCAAAUUAAGCGAUUAGCUAAAAUUUAAUCGUAGUCGACUGUUUUUUAUACAAAUCAUCUGUUCAGUUAACUAAAGACGCUUAUUGGUUGGGGUCCGUUACAGUCAGUUAGUCAAAUAUUUUCUACACGGAUAAUCAUCACUAAAUUAUUGAUUCACAGUACGAUUCAAUUUCAUACAUUUUAAUGAGUAAAUCUGUCAUCAAUCGAAAUUCUGCCUUGAACUCAACAAGAGCUAUACAUGUUCCAAAAUGAAGUUUGCAGUGAUUUGGCUUUGUUUGUGCAUUAGUUUUACAAAUGCUGUUGAUAUAUUGGAAAUUACAGAGAAGGCUGAAUUCGAUGAACAACAACGGGAAGCUGGUGAAAAAUUGGUCGUUGUGUAAUGAUAAUUUAAUUAUUUAUUCAUUAAUGCCUCUCCAUAAAUUGUCUAGAAAAAAUCAUUAUUUUCUCAAUCAAAUAAAUGUCGUUGUUCAUUAACUGAAUCAGCUAAA